AUCUCUGCGGGGUUGAAGGAGGUGUGUGUGUGUGUGUGUGUUUAUUUGUCUCGUGAGAAUCUGCUUGACUGAUGAGAACUGGAGCUUUAAAAAAAUACUCAGACACUUUCUGGCCUCAAGGUUUUAGUUGACUCUUCUUCCUCACAACAGUUUCAGUCUUAUUCUAUAAUAGUUCGACGAGCCACAUGUUUCUGUACUGCUGACGUCAUGGUUCAGCUGCAGGCAGUGGUGUAGUGGUCCCUGGAGAAGUGGGUAUACUCUUAAUUUUGCACUUUUGUUAAGUAGCCCAUACAGUAGGGCUCUUCAAUUAGUUUGGAGCUGGGGCCGGUUCUUGAAAUUGAGGCAAAGUCAGGGGCCGGAGGAUAUGUGUAAUCACAGCCAGGGUUUUUCCUGGGUCAAAAAAUUGUUUUUACUGGAGCACACUCCGGGGGCCAGUCCAAAGCAGCUCGGGGACCAGAUUCGGCCCGCGGGCCGCCUAUUGAAGAGCCCUGCUACAGCAAAGGAUACACGCCCUGUUUUAUAAAUAAUGCGCACCAGGCACCAGCGGUGAUUGAGAAGUGGGUAUACGCAAUGCUGACUGAAAAAUAAGUGGGUAUACGCCGUAUACCUGCGUAUAACCUGGACUACACCACUGGCUGCAGGGGGCGUUCAGGGUCAACGGCACCUGGGCUGGUUAAUAAAUGACAAAGCCCUGAGAGACCUCCAAACCCAACAUCCUGGAAGGAUCUCAAUAAUCAAACUAGACAUGUCUGACGAGGACAGCAUCUCUGCUGCCGUCCAGGCGGUGAGCCGGCAGAUCGACGCCGGUGGGCUGAACCUCCUCAUCAACAACGCCGCCAUCAACCAGCCGGCCGCACCGGCGCUGCUCGCCGCCACCGGGAAGAAGGACAUGAUGGACGUGUACGAAACCAACGUGGUCGGCCCGUUUCUCCUUGCCAAGAUGUUCCUUCCACUCCUCAAGAGGGCAGCAGAGAUGGGCUCCCCUGAAGAGGACUCUGUUGUGUCAUUAUCUUCCGUUUGCCAUAACGCACACGUCUGUCUCAGAGAAAGAGACGAUGUCCUGCAGGAGGUCGGCCAUCAUCAACCUCUCGUCGACCUUCUCGUCCAUGCACAAAUGCCCAGAGACCUUUGCUCGCGCUCCGAUGUACCCGUACAGGGCCAGCAAGGCAGCACUGAACAUGGUGACGCGCUGUCAAUCAGAAGACUUCAAGAAGCACAACAUCUUGGUGACGGCCAUCCACCCGGGCUGGGUCCGCACGCGGAUGGGAGGAGCCCAGGGCGUCCUCUCCACCGAGGACAGCGUGCUCGCCAUGCUGGACGUCAUGACGUCGCUCGGCAACAAGGACGCCGGGAUGCUCGUGGACUGGCAGGGCAACACCAUCCCCUGGUAGUGGUCCAGCCGGGCCCACCAGACCCGGACCACGAGGACCUGCACCGGGGGGCGGGACCCUUUUGUCUGAGGAAAUGUGACUGCAAAAAUACAAUAAAAAUAACUCAUUUUGAAAGGAAUAUGUUCUUAAAAUCCUCUCGUUUCAUUCUUUUGUUAUUAGGAGAACUUUAAACUUAUCACAUUAAAGGUUAUAAACAUGUUAUUA
Molecule: messenger RNA, 1595 nt
Organism: Pseudoliparis swirei
Lineage: Eukaryota; Metazoa; Chordata; Actinopteri; Perciformes; Liparidae
Exons: 7
Coding region: 746-1561 (271 amino acids)
Source: RefSeq, a predicted model, not a curated record